Molecule: messenger RNA, 2966 nt
Organism: Momordica charantia (bitter melon)
Lineage: Eukaryota; Viridiplantae; Streptophyta; Magnoliopsida; Cucurbitales; Cucurbitaceae
Product: Chaperone DnaJ-domain superfamily protein
Source: RefSeq, a predicted model, not a curated record
CAGUUGACCUACGGCGAGGGUACUCUGCUCCCAAACGGAGCAAGUUCGACGGCGGUGGCUCAUUCUCUAACAAAAACCAGUCGCCGUCUCCUAAUCUAAUUUCAUGGAUGAAACUCAAAUGGGUAUUCCAAAAUCUGAGUUCCCGUCUUCCCUCUUGGGCUUCCUCUCUAACCUCCCCUUUCAGAAACCGAUUCCUUCAAACCCAAUUUGCAGAAUCCUCCUCAAGAUUCGUCCUCAAUCAUAUAGACACAAGCCUCUUCUUAUCCAUUUGUGGAAGAGAAAAUCUCCUCCAUUUGGGCUCCUCCCUCCAUGCCUCCAUCAUCAAGAGCUUCCAGCUCGCCAACCAUGAAAAUGGGGUCGUCAUUGCGAAUUCUCUCAUCUCCAUGUACCAGAGGUGCGGUAAAUUGGCCGAUGCAGUCAAGGUGUUUGAUGAAAUGUCUAGGAGAGAUACUGUAUCAUGGAACGCAUUGAUCGCUGGGUUUAUGAGAAAUGGGGAGUCUUGUGUUGGUUUUAGCUACUUUAAAGCCAUGUGUUUAGUUGGUGAUUGUGAAUUUGACAAAGCAACUUUGACGACGAUUUUAUCUGCUUGUGAUGGCUUUGAGCUCUGUUAUGUAAUCAAAAUGAUUCACGGUUUGGCGUUUCUGAGUGGUUUUGUGCAAGAAAUUACUGUGGGAAAUGCUCUGAUUAGUUCGUAUUUUAAAUGUGGAUGUGUUGGUUUUGGGAGGCAAGUUUUUGAUGAGAUGGAGGAGAGAAAUGUCAUUACUUGGACAGCAGUGAUCUCUGGCCUGGCUCAUAAUGGGCACCAUGAGCACAGCCUGAAGCUUUUUAAGGAGAUGAUGAGUUGCGGCUCUGUGGAGCCAAAUUCUUUAACUUAUUUGAGUUUACUUACUGCUUGUUCUGGUUUGGAGGCACUAGAGGAAGGGCGUCAAAUUCAUGGUCUUAUUUUGAAGUUGGGAAUUCAGUCAGAUUUGUGCAUUGAGAGUGCUCUGAUGGAUAUGUACUCGAAAUCUGGAAGCAUUGGAUAUGCUUGGAAGAUUUUUGAGUCGGCUGAGGAACUUGAUAUGGUUUCAUUGACUGUUAUACUUGCAGGGUUCACUCAGAAUGGGUGUGAGGAUGAAGCCAUUAGGAUCUUUCUGAAAAUGUUGAAGGUGGGGAUCUUGAUCGAUGAGAAUGUUGUUUCGGCCGCUCUUGGGGUGUUUGGUGCUGAUACAUCUUUGAGGCUGGGUCAGCAAGUUCACUCAUUUGUUGUCAAAAGGAACUUUAGCUGCAAUCCUUUUGUUGGCAAUGGGCUUAUAAACAUGUACUCCAAGUGUGGAGCAUUGGACGAGUCGGUCAAGGUCUUCGAUAGGAUGCGAGAAAGGAACUCGGUCACGUGGAACUCCAUGAUUGCAGCGUUUGCCCGGCAUGGAGAUGGCUCGAAAGCUCUAUGUCUUUACGAGAAUAUGAAACUGGAAGGUGCAAAGCCAACCGACGUCACAUUUCUAUCGUUACUCCAUGCGUGUAGCCAUGUUGGCUUAGUCAGAAAAGGAAUGGAGUUCCUUGAAUCUAUGACAAAAGAUCACGGGAUGAAUCCAAGGACCGAACACUAUGCUUGUGUUGUUGACAUGUUGGGGAGGGCAGGACUGGUCUCAGAAGCUAGAAAAUUUAUUGAGGAACUACCUGAAAGGCCAGGUUUACUCGUGUGGCAGGCAUUGCUCGGCGCCUGCAGCCUCUAUGGCGAUUCUGAAACAGGGAAAUACGCAGCCGAGCAUCUGUUUUCGGAGUCUCCACAUAGCCCGGUCCCAUAUGUUCUGUUAGCCAAUAUAUAUUCUUCUGAAGGGAAUUGGAAGGAGAGAGCAAGGACAAUUAGGAAGAUGAAGGAGGUGGGCGUGGCCAAAGAAACUGGCAUCAGUUGGAUUGAGAUUGACAAGAAAGUCCAUAGUUUUACUGUUUGGGACAAAAUGCAUCCACAAGCUGAGACCAUUUAUGGAGUUUUGAUGGAGCUUUUUGUAUUCAUGGUAGAUGAAGGAUAUGUGCCUGAUAAGAAGUUCAUCCUCUACUACUUGGAUUCUGAUGGCAAGAGGGAUCCGGCCCGUGACAGUCGUCCUAACCAUCAAAGUUCCAUAAAAUCCGAGGUUGUUUGGAACAAAAUCAAUCAAGACCCGCGAAGGCCAAUAAUGGCGGCGCUGUGUUUCUACGCUUCAACCCCUACGAUUCUUCCAUUUCGAAAAACCGUUGGGUCUCCGAAUGACAGUUCCAAUUUUCCCUCCAAAUCGAAACCCUCGAUUCUCUUCCCUUCAUCCUCAUCCUCAGCCUCUCGGUUCGCCACGAUUUGCAGACAAAGAAGCGAAGGAGAAGACGCGCCUCUCUCCACUGCUUUAGCCGCUUACAGAGUGCUCGGCGUCGACCCGACCUGCUCCCAAUCCGAGCUCAAGGCCGCUUUUCGAGCCAAAGUGAAGCAAUUCCAUCCGGACGUGAAUGGAAAUGGGAACGCUUCUGAUUCUAUGAUUCGUCGUGUAAUUCAGGCGUACGAGAUGUUAUCCAGCUACAGUCGAACGGAGUUCAUUGAGAGGGAAUGCUUAGAUCCUUUUGAAAACCCAGAAUGUCAAGCAUUUGAUGUCUUUGUUAAUGAGUUUCUUUGCGUUGGAAAAGGCUGCCCAUAUUCUUGUGUAGAUACAGCUCCCCAUGUUUUCACUUUUGCUUCUUCCACCGGGACAGCCCGGGCCACUUCUCAAGGACAUGGUGAAGAUUAUCAGGUUCUUAUUGCAGCUGGUCAAUGCCCCAGAAGCUGUAUACAUUAUGUAACACCUUUGCAAAGAAUCAUUCUGGAAGAGCUACUUGACAGUGCCUUGAAUGUGCCUUAUGAUAAUUCCGUAGAGGCAGAUUUACUGUAUUCUCUUAUAGUAAAAUCAAAAUUCGAGAAUAACCGAUACAAGAAGCCAAAGAAGGAGCCAAAGGCUUCAACAGGACAAGUGGAUUGGUAUUGA